Molecule: messenger RNA, 4847 nt
Organism: Mobula hypostoma (lesser devil ray)
Lineage: Eukaryota; Metazoa; Chordata; Chondrichthyes; Myliobatiformes; Myliobatidae
Gene: bbs1
Product: Bardet-Biedl syndrome 1
Exons: 17
Coding region: 52-1803 (583 amino acids)
Biological process (GO): non-motile cilium assembly; protein localization to cilium
Cellular component (GO): centrosome; axoneme; BBSome
Molecular function (GO): patched binding; smoothened binding
Source: RefSeq, a predicted model, not a curated record
GCGGGUUGCCGUGGCGACGAGGCCUACACAGAUCGGCGAGGAACGCGGAUCAUGGCCGAGGGCGGGGAGAACGAAGCUAAUGCAAAGUGGCUGGAUGCCCAUUACGAUCCUGUGGCUAAUGUCUUCACCUUCUCCUCCUGUGUGGCCCUAGCAGACCUGCAAGGAGAUGGUGAGAAUAAGCUGAUCAUCGGCGACCUGGGCACGGGUCAGUACAACGCGAAGCUGAAGGUGUACAAGGGAACCAGCAUGGUAUCAGAGCACGCGCUGAUGGACCUGCCGACUGGCGUCAUCGCAUUCCUCAUGGACACCAACGAGCCCAGGACUCCCGCCGUGGCGGUCGCUUCCGGACCGUACAUCUACAUCUACAAGAACCUCCGGCCCUACUUCAAGUUCACCCUGCCCUCCCUGGAGGUCAACUCAGUGGAACAGGAUGUGUGGAACCAGGUCAAGGAGGACAAAAUCGACCCGCUGACCGUCAAAGAGAUGCUGGAGAGCCUCCGGGACAAGGGAGAUGUUCCCCUGUCGGCGAGAUCCCUGAGGUACCUGAUGCUGGAGCCUCACGAGAUGGAGCCCUUCGCCAGUCUUCACAAGCUGCAGCCCAUCAAACGGCAGACCGUGAUUACGUGCAUGGGCACGCUGAACAAGAACAUGGCGGACGAGGACGCGGUGAGCUGCCUGGUGAUCGGCACUGAGAGCAUGGACGUCUGUAUCCUGGAUCCCGAAGCGUUCACCAUCCAGGCCAAGGUGACUCUCCCGAGCGUGCCAGUGUUCCUGGACGUCAGCGGCCAGUUUGACGUCGAGUUCAGGAUCAUCGUCGCCUGUCGGAAUGGAAAUAUCUACAUUGUCCGCAGGGAUUUGAAGCGGCCCCGGCACGGUAUCGAGCUGAACUGCCAACCCGUGGGGCUGGUCAGAGUCAAUAAGAACAUCGUUGUUGGCUGCGGGAAGGAGACCCUGCACUCCUACACUCAGAAGGGCAAGAAGCUUUGGACCGUGUACCUGCCCGCUCCCAUAAUGACGAUGGGUUUGAUGGAUCACAAAUCCAAAGGGUUCCAGGCCGUUUUGGUGGCCCUCGGCAACUCGGAGGUGCAUCUGUACCGCGACAAGAACCUCAUCAAUGUCACCAAAACUCAGGAUGUGGUGACCAGUCUGUGUUUCGGCAAGUACGGACGUGAAGAAGGCACUCUCAUCAUGACCACCAAAGGCGGUGGUUUGAUUGUCAAGAUCCUUAAGAGAACAGCGGUCUUCGAGGACAAGGACACCAGCCCAGGCCCCCCCUUGGCCCAGAGCAUUAAGCUCAACGUGCCGAAGAAAACCAAGCUGUACGUGGAUCAGACGCUGCGAGAGCGGGAGACCGCUGUGGCCAUGCACCGGACCUUCCAAACGGAUCUCUGCCGGCUGCGCCUGACUGCAGCGCGAGCGUACGCCAAGGCCCUCGAGGCGAGCUUGGCACCAAUCUCGGCGGACCAGGCCCAACCACUGAAGCUGAAUGCCACGGUCCAGGGCAUCGGCCCCUCCUUCAAGCUGACCCUGAGUGUGCAGAACAUGUCAGCCGCCCGGCCGGCCAUCGACCUCCUCAUCUGCCUCCUGUACAAUGAGAACCUGUACCGCAUCAAAAGGAGCUUCUUCAAGGUCCCGAUGUUGGUGCCGGGUCUGAUUUACCCCAUUGAUACCUUUGUGCAAUGUCUGAGUGACAGGGGCAUUUCCGACACCAUCAAGGUGUUCGUGCUGCGGGCAGGGAGCUGCUCCCCCCUGCUGACCGCCCAUGUCAACAUGCCGGUCAGCGAGGGGCCUGCCGUGGGCUGAAGUCCGAUCACAGCCUCCGGGCCAGAGGACGGGGGAGUGCAGCCAGCCGUGGAAUUCCCGGAGACGUGGCCCCCGGAAAGCCUGCCCCACUCCGCAGGCUACUGUGCACACCUGCAGUGGGGGGGGGGUAGGGGAACAGGCGGUCCUUCUCCCACCUCCCCACCCCCCCCCGGUGCAAACUCUCUGCUGCUCUCCUUUGGCCCGACUCAGGUAGCCCCAGCUCACUGCCACGGUAGGCUGUUGAGAUCUUUCUGUGCGCGGGUCGGACUUGGAUAGUCUGGGCCCGGAGAGACCGUAGCGUGCUGCGGACAUCUCGCUGGUGGUCUUAGGUGAAGUUAAUUGGCAGUCACCGAGACUUCACUAACCUCUGUGACCCUGCUGGUACCUGCUCCGUAAGACCCUGAGACAUGGGAGCAGAAUUAGGCCAUUCAGCCCAUCGAGUCUGCUCUGCCGUUUGACUGUGAUUGACUUAUUAUCGCUCUCAACCCAACUCUCCUGCCUUCUCCCCGUAACCUUUGACUAAUCAAGAACCCAUCAACCUCCGCUUUAGAUCUCUUGUAUUUUCCCCCCUCCCCACCCCCACCGAUGCCAGUAUCGUAUUCCUCCCCUCUGCUCUGACCAGGACUGUGGCUCGUCCAGGCCUUGACGAUGGAUCAGCCAUUGCUGGUCCUGCCCCAGUAGCUUCAAACUGCUCAGGGUGUAGGCCCCCGACCGUGACCCUGGAACGCACUCUCGGUCACCAGCUGACAGACAAGGGGAGUUGUUGGCUGGGGGCUCAGUCUCCAAGGAUCACCAGGUGAAUGGUUAGGGAACCGGAAUAGCAGCGUGUGACGCACAGUUUGGGAGAGCGGGGAAACCUGUUCCAGUAUUGGACGUUGGGGAGGGUGUGAAUGUGGAACUGAUUGGAAAGGGACAGAGUACAACUUGCACAGGAAGCUACUCCCUUCAACGCACACCAAAUGCUGGCAGAGCUCAGCAGGCCAGGUAGCAUCUGUGGAAUGGAGCAAACGGUCAACACUUUGCGACUGAUGAAGGGUCUCGGCCCGAAACGUCGACUGUUCACUCUUUUCUACAGAUGCUGCCUGACGCGCUGAGCUGCCACAGUGCUUUGUGUGUGGGUGUGUUGCUUUGUAUUUCCAGCAUCUGCAGACUGACUCGUGUUUGUGAAACCACCCCCGUCACUUGAUCAGCAACUCUUGUGUCACCACAAGGCAACGUCAGACAGUUACCACACUGGGUUCUUACGGCUCACUGUGUGACUAGGAGAGGGAGUGCAGUUGUCCCGCAAAUGCAAAGUCUUUCAUCACCACAACACAGAAACCGGCCCUCCGGCCCGUCUAGUCCAUGCUGUUCUGUUAUUCUGCCUAGUCCCAUUGUCCUGCACCUGGACCAUAGACCCCACUCAUACCUCUCCCACCCAUGUACAUAUCCAAACUUUGAAAAUCGCAAUGGAACCCCCGUCCACCAUUUCUGCUGCCAGCUCGUUUCGCACUCGCACCGCCCCCGAGUGAAGUUCUCCUUCGAUAUUUUACCUUUCCCCUGUAACCGCUGACUAGUUCUAAUCUCACCCCACUCCAGUGUGAAAGGCCUGCCUGCAUUAAGCCCUCUUAAGUUUGCAUACCUCUCUCAAAUCUCCCCUCAUUUUCCUACGUUCCAGGGAAUGAAGUCCUGACCGGUUCAACUUCCGCCUACAACUCAGGUCUUCAAGGCCCAGCGACGUCCUUGUAAACCCUCUCUGCACCCUUUCAAUCGUAUUGAUAUCUUUCCUGUAGGUCGGUGACCGGAACUGUACACAAUACACCAAAUUAGGCCUCACCAACAUCUUGUACAACUUCAACAUACUGUCUCAACGUCUUUAGCCAGUGCCCUGAUCUAUGAAGGGCAAUGUGCUGAAAGGUCUCUUUACGACCCUGUCUAGCUCUCAUGCUACUUUCAUGAAAUUAUGGGCCUGUAUUCCCAGAUCCUUCUACCACACUCCUCAGUGCCCUGCUGUUCACUGUGUAAGACCUACCCUGGUUUGUCCCAUCGAAGUGCAACACCUCACACUUGUCUGCAAUAUCCUUUACCUUACACAUAAGGCAAUGGCACUAUUAAAGCUGGUCUUCAACUCCAUGCCUCCCUCUCUUCCCCCUCCAGGUCUAAGGUUGUCGAUGAGCCUCCUCUCUUAAAAGAUUCCGACCCCUCCUGUUUGCUUUGAGUGAGUGUGGGACCUGGGGCUGAGUUUCCUUCUAACACUAGGGCAGAAGUGGACUGUUCAGCCCAGCAGCUUCACACGGCCACUUCCCUCCUCUUUACCAGUUCCUCCACUCCCUGGUGUCCUUAUUCAUGUCUACUUAACAUAUGCAGUGUGUUCUUUAUUAGAAUCCAGUGUGGACUGGUCAGACUGCAUUGUGCUCUGUGUUUAUGUGUUAGAAUCCAGUGUGGGCCAGUCAGACAGCGCUGUGCGUUGAGUUAGAAUCCAGUGUGGGUCAGUCCGACUACACCGUGUUCUGUGUAAGAAUCCAGUCUGAGUCAGUCAGACUGUGCUGUGCUCUGUGUUAGGAUCCAGUGCGGGUCAGUCCGACUACACUGUGCUCUGUGUUCGACUCCAGUGCGCGACAGACGGCGCAGUGCUUUGUGUUAGAAUCCAGUGUGUGGCAGUGAUGUGGCACCGUGCUCUGUAUUUGGUUCCAGUGUGCCCGUUGCACACUGUACUGUGUUCUGUCUAUUGUGAGAAGGGCUUCCCAACGUCGCCCAAGACCAGCAGUCUUUGACUUUGACUUUUUAACUUUCCGUCUCCCUGUCCUCUCUGCUGCUGGUGAAUCAUUCCCAACUCCCUGAACCGAGGGUAGCGGUUAGUAGUAGCAGUUCAGUUCUGCCUUUGUCCUGUAAGGAGUUUGUAUAUUCUCCGCGUGGCAUGUGUGGGGUUCCCGUUUCCUCCCACAUUCCAAAGACAUUCCGGUUGGUAGGUUAAUUGGUGAUUGUAAAUUGUCCCGUGGUUAGGCUAGUGUUAAACCAGUGGAUUGCCCCGUGUUUGGUUCAGGCUUAACCGGGGUUGUGGGGUC